Molecule: messenger RNA, 611 nt
Organism: Zophobas morio
Lineage: Eukaryota; Metazoa; Arthropoda; Insecta; Coleoptera; Tenebrionidae
Gene: HLH4C
Product: helix-loop-helix protein 2
Exons: 3
Coding region: 1-543 (180 amino acids)
Biological process (GO): regulation of transcription by RNA polymerase II
Molecular function (GO): protein dimerization activity; RNA polymerase II cis-regulatory region sequence-specific DNA binding; DNA-binding transcription factor activity, RNA polymerase II-specific
Source: RefSeq, a predicted model, not a curated record
AUGCCGAUAUUGAUUAGGGGCGGCGCGAGAGGGAUGCCGGACGGGGAUUGGUCCAGGGGUGGGCCCGGAUGCUGGGCCGAUGCCGGAUUCAUCCCUUUGAUUGCGAGCCAGUUGAUAAGAAUCUCGCGAGACAAGUGCGUGUUACAGGGUGGUGUGCAAAGAUCCAGAAAAAUUAAGGAUAUUCAAGUCUGGUGUUGCUCCUCCUCAUCUGAAGAUGCCAUGACGAGCAACGCCGAGAGCCGGGAGGUUCUUCAAAUAAUCACCUCCUGCAACAACGUGGCUCCAGCUCGCAAACGGGAGAAAAGCAGCGAUAUGGGGGCUCUGAGUCGCGAGGAGCGGCGCAGGAGGCGCCGGGCCACCCAGAAAUACAGAACGGCACACGCCACCAGGGAACGAAUCCGAGUGGAGGCCUUCAACGUGGCCUUCGCGGAACUGCGAAAACUGCUGCCGACGCUGCCCCCGGACAAGAAACUAUCCAAAAUCGAGAUCCUGCGACUGGCGAUUUGUUACAUUGCUUAUUUGAACCACGUCCUGGACGCGUGAAGUUGUGUUAAAACUGUACCAAAAAUAAGUUGCCAAAGUUUUUUAUUUAUUAUGUGGCUAUGUAUUGA